AUGGCUUGGGGCGAGUUCACGUUCAAUCGGGAGGGGCGUUUGCGGAUCGCGGCCGUGCUGCGUGCGCUUCUGAUCGCUCAGCUGGCCAUCUCGCUGCUGGUGGUGCUGUUCUGCUACAACGCCUCGUUCCGGGUGAUGACGCUUUUGAAGCAGGUGCAUAAGAUAACUGUGUACUUAUUCUACGGUGUAAUCGUGUUGCAAGCGUACUGUAUGAAGCUGCAGUAUACGAGCGGCCUCCGCCUUAUAUCUUGGCUUCUGAAAUGUCCACACUGGCCACGGGCCACUGAGGCGGCUAAGACCUGGCUUAUAAGUGGAACACUUGUAGCCCUAAACGGCCUACUGGUAUACGCUGCCUGCAGAGGCACUUUGAAGGCUCUCAUGAAGGAACUCUCCGCGUCACUGCGAAUUGGGAUUGCGCAAUAUCUCACCGAAACCAAGUGGAAAUAUCUGAUGGAUACCAUGCAGAUAGAGCUAAGCUGUUGUGGUGUGGAGCGGCCGAACGAUUGGCACGACAUACCCUGGAUCAACAUGGACUACCUCAACGAAGGGUCGGUCGUUGUUAUGAAGUUAGCCGGCACUGAUGGCAAAGUGUUGCCACCGGUGUCGCCAUAUUCGUGCUGCACGCCUCGAGUCUUAGCAGCGUGCUAUCACGACCCUUUACAACAGGUUUUCUGUGGGUGCUUUGCUUUGGCGCUGACCGCAGAAGUGGUGGAACUUAUGGAUUGGCAACUUUUGAUGGGGCAGGUGGAGUGGCGAGGCGCCUGGUCGGCGGGCUCGCCGUUGCCGAGCGCGUCGCUUCACACAAGGGGCUGCGUGGAGGCGAUCCGCGCGCCCCUGGCGAGGGCGUUGCUCGGCCUGCAGCUCUUCAUCGUGCUGGUCUUAUUGCUGCAGUUUGUCAUUGUGAUACUGACUCAAUUGCUGCGCACCAGCGCCAUCGAAGCGGUGCUUAGCGGCGAUUUCGACGGCUGCGGCAGGGGCUGGCUGUUAGGCUCGCUAUCACCGGAAGAGAGAAGAAGAAUAGUA
Messenger RNA from Iphiclides podalirius (scarce swallowtail), 1023 nucleotides. Lineage: Eukaryota; Metazoa; Arthropoda; Insecta; Lepidoptera; Papilionidae. The record is from the annotation of a GenBank genome assembly.